Molecule: messenger RNA, 1826 nt
Organism: Pocillopora damicornis (cauliflower coral)
Lineage: Eukaryota; Metazoa; Cnidaria; Anthozoa; Scleractinia; Pocilloporidae
Product: neuronal acetylcholine receptor subunit alpha-10
Biological process (GO): monoatomic ion transmembrane transport
Cellular component (GO): postsynaptic membrane
Molecular function (GO): acetylcholine-gated monoatomic cation-selective channel activity; transmembrane signaling receptor activity
Source: RefSeq, a predicted model, not a curated record
AUGAAUUCAUUCACAUCCAGAAGUUUGGUCCUCGUUGCCCUCAUCUCCUUCGUUACAAUAACUACAUCAAAAGGUUUGACACCUGAGGAGCGACUCAUCACCAAUCUGCUUGCAAAUUACACGAAGGAAGCAAGACCAGUAAAAGACCCAAAACAAAAAGUUGUGGUCACAUUUGGUUUUGAGCUUGUCCAGUUGGUCAAUGUUGAUGUCAGAAAUCAAAUGAUCACAACAAACGUUUGGGUUCGACAAAUUUGGGACAACGAGCUUCUCACGUGGGACCCUAGGGAUUAUGAUCAAAUUCAGACGGUCAGGCUGGACGCAUCCUUAGUCUGGAUUCCAGAUAUUGUCUUGUACAACAGCGCAGAUAAUGAAUUCAGCGGUGGUACUGAUAAAUACAAGACUCCGGUGAUUUUGUCAAGUAAUGGGAGCUGCAGUUGGUUCUGUCCGGCUUCUUUCACCAGUACAUGCCCAAUAGACGUACAGUACUUUCCAUUUGAUCGUCAGAAGUGUGUAUUGAAAUUCGGCUCUUGGACUUACGAGGUAAUAGACCUCGACAUGAAGGAGGAAAAUGGAUCUUCACAAUCUCAGUACAUACAAAGUGCCGAGUGGAAUCUGUACGGAAUCAAAAAACAAAGAAACGCAAAGAAAUACACAUGCUGCAAGCACAAGUUAGCAGAUAUCAGUAUAACAAUUAUCAUGGAUCGAAAGCCUUUAUUUUAUCUUUUCAACCUUGUCAUACCAUGUUUGAUAAUCCUCUCCAUGAUUCUACUCGGCUUCUUCCUUCCUCCGGAGUCGGGUGAAAGGAUCACACUCAGCAUCACAGUGCUGCUGGCUAAUGCUGUCUUUCUUCAGCUGGUCGGAGAGAGCCUCCCAAGAAACUCUGAGACUGUUCCUCUUCUUGGGAAGUUCUACAUAACUAUCAUGGCGGAGAUCUCCAUUUCGCUGAUGCUGACGUGCUGGGUUCUAAACAUUCAUUAUCACGGAUCAGGGAAUUCAGUUAAGGCAGUACCCUUAUGGGCUCGUAUCAUUGUACUACAGUGGCUCGGGUACAUACUCUGUGUGGGUAAACCAGAUGGCAGUUCGCCUGAUAUACCAAACACAGACCUCAGAUACCAUCAAGACGACAGCAAGAGGAGGGGUGUGCCUUUUGCACUCGACUGGGAAACCACCUUUGCACCAGCUGCCAAUUGUCACUGCACAAGAUGUAUCAAUGCAAGGGGAACACAUUACAACGGCGAACGCAGUCCGGACGAGUCUAAACUAAUAGAGGUUCGGUACACCAGAGAUUCGUCUCCUGUGGACUUUCCCGAGACACGACGAGAAAAACUGCCAAGGGAACCUAAACUCCCAGAGGAAAUUAGCGUACUUGCGAACAGCGUGAAGGAACGUGAAAAAGUUGAGAAAAACCAGCAGGACUGGAAGUACUUUGCCAUGGUAAUGGACAGGUUCUUUUUCUGGUUUUACUCCAUGACUAUUCUGGUCUCGACUUUAACCAUCUUCUUAAGCCGAAGUGACGAGGAAAUUGGAACAUAAACGUAACCAGUUUCGCUGAGGAUGAAAUAGGUUUCCUUCACAGGGACGCAAUAUCCAAAUCUCUGUUGAAAAUUUAGAUUGCAUUAUCUGUGGCAAGUAACUUCUUCAAAAUCAGUGCCACGUCUUCAGUCUAAAAACGUUUGAAAAAAGGUGCGCGAUAUUGGUCGCUUAAGCAACAUGGUUAAAGGUAUGAGUUUAGUGGAAAAAUCCAAUGUUGAUAAAAAACUCAGAUGCAUUUGUAAAGUUAGCUUAUUCAAGACUUUAAAUAAAUUAUUUAACAAUCAACAUAAAAA